CGGUCGGGGGGACGUCUAAGUGGCGAGGAGCGGAACCGUCACUUGGUUGUGCGUCUGUCACCAUGGUAGACACGCGUACAGGAACGAGCACCUCCCCUUAUACAGCAGAGCGGGAUGCAAAGCCCGCCGCCAUCCUGAAAGAGAGAAGAGAGCAGAAGGAGGCCAAGAAGAAGGCCUUGAUAGAAGAACAGGCGGCAAAGUUGAAGAAGAUUGAGGAGGAGAUAGCCAAAGAAAAAGUGAGGUUAAAGAAAGAAGAAGAAGAGAAGCUCAAGGCAGUAGAAGAGGAGGAAGAGGUAGAAGAACCGCCACUGGAAAGGCGAAGGACAGGAGGACGAGGAGAAUCCAGUGGAACAAAGGAAGAUCAGAUGGAGGAGAAGAUUACGGAGUGGGUUGUUGGUUUAUCCCUGGGAGAAGAAGAGGAGGCUGACGAGGGAGAAGAAAAGGAGAAUGGAGGCGGCGAGCCAGGCCGCGAAAGAGUUGGAGGUAAAGAAGCAAAGAGCGCAGAUGGCGACGCAGGUGGACCUACUGGGGAAGAUGGGGAUCAUGGCGAGAAACAAAGAGCAAACUUCGCAAGGGAAUUAGCGACGCACGUGGGCUCAAAGGUGAAGGCCUGCCUAGAGGGCACAAAGCAUUAUUGCACGAGCGCCAUAGAAGGCGCCAAACUGACUGCUCCCAAGGAGGAGGAAGCACGUCCCCAAAGGAAGCCUGUGAAGGUCAAGUUCCCUGACUCCUAUAGCAGGAAGAAAGAGGAGAAUUUUGACAAUUGGGAAGCCAAUGUCAAAACAUACGUACAUCUGCAGACGGUCUCCCCGGUCGAGCAUGUCCUUAUAGUCGUCCAUGCCCUCCGAGUCGAAGCAGCAAACUUUGCUCGUUCCUUGUGUCGCGCCACCAACUGUAAUGAUGAUUUAGUCGCUUAUUCUGCGUUCACUCCCCUCACUGACUUCCUUAAGUUAUUGCCCGGACGAUUCGCAGAUGUCUCACACAGUGUCAAAGCCUCCGAUAGAUUGCAAACCAUCCACUCUCGUCAGUCGAAGAGUGCUAGAGCACUCAAGGGUGUGACGGACGAGCUAGUCGUCCUCCCGGACCAUGGGGUCACUGAGACCCAACUGGUCAACCUCUUUUAUCGUGCAAUGCCCGAACAGCUGCGCGGGCAUUUCUUUGAGAAGCAUCGGCAGCCUACCAUGACCUACGACGCUUUGAGCAGGGAAGUGGUAGCCUUUGAAGCGUGGUCCAUGUCAAUCUCCACUUUUUGGCAUAAGGACCUAGACAAGGGCGGUCGCACCAUCUCAGGACAGCUCAAGACCAAGGAUCGUUUGAUCCUUACUUUAGAUGAGGGUGGUGUAGAAGAAGUCCCCUACGAGCAGAUUGAGUGGGGCUUGAGGAAGAGGACAGUGACGUUAGUCGGGGGAGGACCUACACUGUUGUCGCAGCUGGAGGGAGGCCGCAAGGAGGAGGUAAAGGCCAGGGCCAAGGGGGCCGGGCCUCAGGGGGGCGUUCCCAGAGCGAUCAGGGGGUUGGCGGUAGAGGAGGAAAACUGCCAAGUGGGAGGAAGGGGUCAAGAAGAUAGUAAGAUCGUAGUGAUUAGAGAUUCGGCUACACCCCUCACGUUGACAGAGUUGCGGUCGUUCUUACACCUAGCUAACUAUUAUAGGAAGUUUAUGAGAAACUUCUCCACCAUCACUGCACCCCUUCGCAGAUUGUUGAAGAAAGAAACAAUCUGGAGAUGGGACAAGGACUGCACGUCUGCUAUGAAGAAGUUGAAGCAGGCGUUGAUAGAGUACCCGGUCCUUAAGGUAGCCGAUCCAUCCUCACCUUUCGUUGUCACCACUGAUGCGAGCCAGUAUGGUAUAGGUGUUGUAUUACAGCAAGACGAUGGCAACGGAUAUAGACCCGUAGAGUUCAUGUCUGCUAGGAUGCCUUUAGAGAAGGUAGUGACAUCUACCUACGAGAGGGAACUCUACAGUCUCAGGCAAGCAUUAGAACACUGGAAGCACUACUUGCUUGGGAUGCACUUCAAUGUCUACUCUGACCACGAGACAUUAAGGUGGCUGAAGACGCAGGCCAAGAUGACACCUAAGCUUACUAGGUGGGCCGCAGAGUUAGACCAAUAUGACUUUGAGCUUAAGCCAGUCAAAGGGAAGUACAAUGUAGUUGCGGACGCUCUAAGUAGUUAGACCAAUAUGACUUUGAGCUUAAGCCAGUCAAAGGGAAGUAUAAUGUAGUUGCGGACGCUCUAAGUAGGAGAGCUGACUACUUUGGACCAAUAGUUCAUUAUUUGGAUAUAGGGAGAGACCAGCAGCAGAAAGUUAGAGAGGCAUAUGCGCAGGACCCUAUCUAUGGUGACCUCCUCAAGAGAGUAAAGGAGGCCCCAGAGU
Messenger RNA from Chara braunii, 2375 nucleotides. NCBI's taxonomy places the organism in Eukaryota, Viridiplantae, Streptophyta, Charophyceae, Charales, Characeae. The record is from the annotation of a GenBank genome assembly.